Molecule: messenger RNA, 435 nt
Organism: Cygnus atratus (black swan)
Lineage: Eukaryota; Metazoa; Chordata; Aves; Anseriformes; Anatidae
Product: claw keratin-like
Exons: 1
Coding region: 1-435 (144 amino acids)
Cellular component (GO): intermediate filament
Molecular function (GO): structural constituent of cytoskeleton
Source: RefSeq, a predicted model, not a curated record
AUGUCCUGCUCCAGCCUGUGCGCCCCUGUGUGUGGGGUGGCCGCCCCAGCCCCAGUGGCUGACAGCUUCAACGAGCCCUGUGUGCAGCAGUGCCCUGACUCCACCGUGGUGAUCCAGCCCCCGGCCACGGUGUUCACCUUGCCCGGGCCCAUCCUCAGCUCCUUCCCACAGCACGCCGUGGUCGGCUCGGCAGGAGUCCCGGGUGUGGCAGGGGGCUUCGGUGGCACUUUUGGAGGCCGUGGUGGCUUUGGGGGCUAUGGAGGCCUUGGGGCUUAUGGUGGCCUUUUCGGUUAUGGCGGCAUUGGGAGCUAUGGAGGCCUUUUGGGCUAUGGAGGCCUUGGAGGCUAUGGGGGCUAUGGAGCCUUUGGGAGCUGUGGAUACGGUGGCUGGCGUCGGGGCCACAGGUACCUCAGUGGCAACUGCGGACCCUGCUAA